UCUCAUAGAUCGAUCAAAACGGUACGGUCUCAGGUUAACUAAAUAACUUGCUCUAUUAAAUUAUUUAUUAAUUGGAUCUGUAGAACGUUAAUCAAAUUAAAUUUAAAAUAGCUGUGAUUUUUCUUGUUCAUAACAAAACUUUUAUAAAAAUGGCGCGUGCAGUGUUUUGCAUGGCCGUCGCUUGCAUUCUAGUGCAAUGCGCGUUCUCUGUUAAAUUAGAUGCAGAGAACCGACGUCUGAUUCUCGACAUUAAAGAUCAGAAAACUACCAAUAAACAGUACUACUCGUCAAACUUUGACACAAGACAUGGUAAAUAUAAUAAUUAUGAUGAUGGUAGAUAUAAAGGAAUACAAGAGGGUAAAUACUAUCAUGAUGAUUCUGGAAAAUAUGUUCAUAUUGAAGGUCCAACUGGUCCCCCAGCACCACCCUAUGUGCACAUUGUAGGACCCAAUGGCGGUUAUGGCGGUGAAGGCGGUGAUGGCGGUUUCGGAGGCGAUGGCAACGGUGGCGGUGUAGGACCCGGCGGCCCCAAUGGCCCCAACGGACCCGGUGGACCCAAAGGACCUGGUGGCCCUAACGGACCUCCCGGACCCCCUGGACCACCCGGACCUCCUGGACCUUUAGGACCAACAGCUCCCGGACCAAAAGGACCCAAGGGACCUAAAGGACCUCCUGGACCACCCGGACCAACAGCUCCAGGACCCAAGGGACCUUAUGGCUAUCCUGGACCAAAUGCUCCUGGACCUAAGGGACCUCCCGGACCUCCAGGUCCAACUGCUCCAGGACCCAAGGGACCUUAUGGUCCAGCUGCUCCCGGCCCUUACGGACCAGUAGGUCCUAACGCUCCUGGUCCUUAUGGUCCAUCUGGUGGUACUCAUGCUGGUCCACCCGGACCCCCCGGACCCGAUCGUCCAGGUCCACCCGGUCCUCCCGGCCCCAAUCGUCCAGGCCCACCUUACCCUGGCCGUGAACAACCCACAAGAGCAACAAAGAAACCUAAAGAUCCCAGAGAAUCCGAUUUGUCUGUGCCUGGUUACUUGCCUCCUCAUCAGAAAAAUGGUAAAAUAAAUCAAAUUAAUAACACUAAUUCAUACCAAGUAGAUAGAGUUCCACCAACGAAUACCAAUACCAAUACGCAGACGUCUUUUGUGUCCAAUUAUCAUCCAAAUAAUGACUACACACAAAAGAAGGUCACCACAACAACUACCACUUCCACAACUUCCACAAACACAAUCAAUAGCAAUAAGAAUAAUUUUAAUAAUUAUAAUAAUAAUGAUAAAACUGUUAAUACUAAACUAACAUAUAUUCCUCCUUCUUCUUCCUCCCCCACUCCCAAACCCCAACCACCAAACACCCAACAACAACAACAAAAAAUCCCACCCAACACAUAUAUUCUCACAAACACCGGCAACCUCCAGGUCCAGGAUAUCACUACUGAGAAGGACAAGCCACAAACGACCUACACCACAACGACGACAACUAAUCAAAAUUAUGGUAAUAAUAAAUCAGAUUUCAAUAAAGAGAAGACAGUUGUGACGACCCAAACGAAUAAAAAUACUAAUACGAACAUCAACACCAACACAAAUACCAACACUUACACUAGACCUCAGGUAGUUGAAAAGAUAACGACGACAAAUACAUACACUAGACCUCAGGAAGUGGAAAAAGUAACCACGACCACGACCAACACUUAUAUACCACCACAAAAAGUAGUUAACAUUAACACCAAUACCAAUACCUAUGACAAUUCCAAGCCCAUAACAGUUGAGAAAGUCAUAACGACUGCCUACAAAACUCCCGAAAAGGUUGUGACAACACACACCGGCUCCUACAUUGAGUCCCAUGACAAUGGCAAGACCAUAACUAACACCUAUAAAGGACAGCAACCACAACCUUUCACUCAAGUCAACAAAGAGAAGGUCAUAGAAAAGGUAACUAGUACGUAUGUGAGCAACAAUGAGUAUCAGAAAAGAAAACCCGAACAUCAGCAACAAAUAACGACAGUGACAAAAACCGAAACAAAUCUAUCGCAAAAUAAACAAAAUGUAACUCCCCGUCCCACUUCUUCCCCAUUCCAUACACAGAAUACUGACAACUUUUGCCCGUGUCUAGCUGAUAAGGCUCAUUCAUCCAAAACCUCAACUUCCUCCACCUCUUCCCAUUCCAACAAUGGUUUCUCCACAUCACAGCACAGCAAUCCUUCCUCUUCCUCCUACUCAAACAGCAACAAUUUUCAACAACAAUUCACGACUAAUGGCGGUAUCGCUGGCCAAACACACUUUGGUAGCAUAAUGAGUUCGAUGGCACUUUUGCAACAGAUUCCUGUGGUCCCUCAUGUACCCGGUUAUCCAGCAUUCUAUGCCCCUGAUAAAAUUCCUCAGGGAGCCAUAGUCGCCUUUAUGCCCGUCAUCAUAUUGCCCGAAGCGGCCUAUGCCAAAUGCGACGAGAACACCAAACAGUUUUCAAGUGAACACAUUCAAAAUCCAUUGGGAGUGCAACCCGCAUCAAUUCCUUUCGGAUUUAAUCUAAACUCAGUCUUCCCCAAUGGUGCUAAGAAAGAUCAGUGCAUGUGCCCCUGCUCAUGCACCCAAAACAUUCCCGAACAUAUUCACACAAAACGUGAAACGGAUAAUGUUGAUGCACCUGCUAAUCCUACUAGCACCAAUGACGCGACCGAAGAGACAAAAAUUGAUAGCAAAGUGAAUGAAAAUGACAAGCAGACUACAGCAGAGAGCAAGGAAAUCGAAACGACUGCAACAGUAACGACAACUGUAGCCGAACCCGCAAAGGCGGCUGUAGUGGCCGAAGACGAGAAAAAACAAUAAACGACGUUUGAGUGAAUUUUCCCGUUCAAUAAAUCCCGAUUUCCAAAUCCCGUCUCCUCCCAACUCCUGUAUCCUGUAUGUCUACCGAUCCUGAUCCUCAUAUCCCAAUGCGAUUAUCUACUAACUCAAAUGAUAACAAACAAAUGACCAUUGUAAUGUGUUCGCUUUUUUUAAUUAAUUCUUAUCACUACCUAAUGUAUUUUAUUAUGUACGUAUUUUUGUAUUUGUUACUAAAAUUGUUAAAUGUUCUCCUCUCUCUCUCUCCACACACUCACACAUACCACUCUAUACUCAAAUGAAUGAAAUAAUAAUAUUGAUAUUAACGAUAAUCCUGCACGUCUAUUGAUUAAUAUUCUCUUAUUAUUUGAUUUGUGAAAUGUUGUUCAUUAUUGUCUACUUUUAUGUAUUUUUAAAUAUUAUUUUUAUUUUGUUUUAUUAUGAUCAUUAUCAUUUUUUUUUUAAUUUCUAGUUAAUAGUGUUUAUUUAAUACAAAAAAAAGAAAAACAAAAAAUUGUUUUAUUAAUAAAUGAAAAUGGAAUGUUCUUUGUUAACUUUAUUUAGAUAUUCCACUUUCAAUUUAAACGAAAAAUUUAAAAAAAAUAAUAAUAAAAUUGAAAAUUAUCAAAUUUGAAAAAAUAAAAUAAUAAAA
Messenger RNA from Calliphora vicina (urban bluebottle blowfly), 3474 nucleotides. It is a transcript of the gene frm, whose product is annotated as farmer. Gene Ontology annotation, biological process: phagocytosis, recognition. NCBI's taxonomy places the organism in Eukaryota, Metazoa, Arthropoda, Insecta, Diptera, Calliphoridae. Gene Ontology annotation, molecular function: low-density lipoprotein particle binding; pattern recognition receptor activity. The record is from RefSeq and is a predicted model, not a curated record. The transcript is spliced from 6 exons. The coding region runs from base 150 to 2825 and encodes 891 amino acids.